AUGGGCGCCGGCGCAAGUACUCCCUCUGCUCCUGCAGAGCCUCCUGCGGCGACAUGUCCAGUCGACCACAAGACCCGUGAAAUUUGGCUUCAACAAAAUGGCGGCAACGCUCCGCAUCCCUUAUCCUCCGCGCCAGCGCAAGAACAAGAACAAGCUCCCACAAAACUACAACGACCAUUAUCCACUGAUCGGGAGGUCAGCAGUAUACCCCGAGCAGGCAGUCCAUCCGCCGCAGCAAUUUGUCCAGAAGGAAAGAAGGGAUCUCCAGCACCUGCCGAACCCUCCCCGUACGCCGCAUCGCAUGGCUCUCCGUCCAACGCCGAAGCUGAGACUGGCCAUGACGAGGCCACCGGCAACUGGAUUUACCCAUCAGAGAAACAAUUCUUUGAAGCUUUGAUGCGCAAGGGUAACACCCCGGAGUCAACGUCCACUGCUUCCGAACUAGCAACUUCCGUCGCCUCUAUUAUUCCCAUCCACAACGCAGUCAACGAGCGCGCAUGGCAACAAAUCCUCGACUGGGAGAAGAAAGCUCCCUCCUCAGAUCCAGGCAGCAAGAAAUGUGGAGGACCCAAGUUAUAUUCAUUUCGCGGACUCGGAGCUGAUCCCCAAUUCCUGAGCCCACGUGCCCGAAUCAACGGGUGGCUCGGGUACCAGCGUCCAUUUGACCGACAUGAUUGGGUCGUUGAGCGCUGUGGUGGUGAACGUGUCGAAUACGUGAUCGACUUCUACCAGGGGAAAGCAUCUGGCGGCACCGGAAACCCGGCUGGGUUGACAGGGAAUGCCGCCCCUGGCAAACUCAGCUUCUAUCUGGAUGUGCGGCCAAAGCUGAGCACCUACGAGGGAUGGAAGAUGAGAUUUAGCAGCUUCGUAGGACUCUAG
Penicillium daleae is the source of this 879-nucleotide messenger RNA. RefSeq names its product cytochrome c1 heme lyase CYT2. The record is from RefSeq and is a predicted model, not a curated record. NCBI's taxonomy places the organism in Eukaryota, Fungi, Ascomycota, Eurotiomycetes, Eurotiales, Aspergillaceae. The coding region runs from base 1 to 879 and encodes 292 amino acids. Gene Ontology annotation, cellular component: mitochondrion. Gene Ontology annotation, biological process: cytochrome c-heme linkage. Gene Ontology annotation, molecular function: holocytochrome-c synthase activity. The transcript has a single exon.